Molecule: messenger RNA, 2040 nt
Organism: Diplodia corticola
Lineage: Eukaryota; Fungi; Ascomycota; Dothideomycetes; Botryosphaeriales; Botryosphaeriaceae
Product: platelet glycoprotein ib alpha chain
Exons: 1
Coding region: 1-2040 (679 amino acids)
Biological process (GO): protein phosphorylation
Molecular function (GO): ATP binding; protein kinase activity
Source: RefSeq, a predicted model, not a curated record
AUGCAGGCUUCACCGUUCCUCGCGGGCUGGUCCGCCCCCGCGCCCGCCUCUGCAUCCAAGCACCCGUUUCUGCAUCAGACAAUGUCCGUCUCGAAUUUCCGCGACGACCGCCCGUGGGACUGGCCCGCACGCUCGCCUCCCUCGCCGAGUGCUUCGUCCUCGACGUCGUCGGCCAGCCGCAGCAUGACCCCCACCAGCAAGAACCCAUGGGCCAGCAGCGUCAGCGUCGUCUCGCCCGACAGCGCGAGCUCCUGUGGCUCCCCGCCACGCAUCCUGCCAUGCCCGACCCCGCCGUCCUUGAGCUGCAACGUCACCCCCACCACCAGCCGCUGCGCCACUCCGGUUGCCCCUCAGCCGCUAAGCGGGGCCAAGCCGUCCUUCAUCACCAUGGGCUCGCCCGCUCCCAGUUCUCCAACCGACGACGCAAGACAGCAGCAGAAGAAGUCUUCGGACCUGGUGCCCAUGCCUACGCCUACCCCCAACCCUUUCCGGGAAAGCAUCGGCCAGGGUGUCAGUCUUGCUCCUCUCUUCAACGCCACCAUCACCCCGGCGUUGGAGAAGCAGUAUGUUCACCGGGAGUCACCCACGCUCAUAAGCCGCCAGGGCUGGGAGCGAACCACUGGUCAACGGGCCUACACGUGGGCCUUGGGCAAUUCCAGGACUGCUCUGCUGUUCUUGAUGUGCGAUGACAUCGCCGCUUGGAGACGUGCUAGCUUCUACUGGCUGGAGGACUCCAAACUUCCAUUUCAGGAGGCAGAUCUCGAGGGCAUCGCUACUAAUCCAAAGAAGGUCGUGGAGAACCAGUGGCGCGUCUUGACCCGAGAACUUCCGCAGAACGGCCAGCAUACGGACUACCACCCGCGUGACUUUGUUCCUCUGAAGCAAGUCAGUGUCAUAACCCACCUCGGAUCGGAGAAGAAGGCUGUAGACAAGGUGCGCUGGAUGGGCGACGACAACGGCCGUGUCUAUGUCCGGAAGUGUUUCACAUUUGAACGCCACGCCGAGAAGCUUGGUCUACUCAGCCAGAUCCAGAAGCUCAAGACACUGGAGCACCCGAACGUCGCCAAGGUUGUGUGCUCGUACGCUCAGGGCGCCACGGUUGGCUUGGUGACGAUGCCAGCACAGCUCGCGCUGGAUGAAUACCUGCGCCAUCCGAUGGCGGGAGCCCGGCCUGGCCUUCUUCUGGCGUGGAUCAAUGAUCUCACACAGGCGCUCGCUUACAUCAACAACAUGGACAUGAUGCAUCAAGCAAUUCGACCCAACAAGAUCCUGUUGGACGGGCCAAGGAUCCUGUUCUCUGCGUUCGGCAUUUCGACCGACGGUCUGAGCAUCUCGCCCCGUGGCUCGCCACGCAGCUACCCGCCUCUUCCCAACAACAACAGCAUGAGGCCUCUGAGCGAGGCGGCAUACAUCUAUGCCGCUCCCGAAGUUGCGGCGCGCCAAGGCCAAGGCCAUCGCUACCGUACAUCUGCCGACAUUUUCAGCUUGGGUUGUGUCUUUUUGGAGAUGUUGACUGUUGCGAAGGGCCAGACGGUGUCCAAUCUCCGUGGCUAUCGCUCACAGUUCAGUCGCGAUCAGUCAUUCCACGCGAACCUCGAUCGGGUCACGUCCUGGCGCAAGCUUCUUUCCGGGCUCAGCAGCGGCCAUCGUGAGAGCCGUACCAACUCUGGCAUCAACAACGGCACCCAAGCCCUCAAAGGUGCUGCUCCCAUCAGCACGGUGGAGAGUCGGAAAGAGGAUGAAGCAGCAGAGUAUCAAAUGUUGGAGUGGGUCGGCGUCAUGAUGAACGCCGAGAGCGCCAAACGACCCAAGAUUCGCCGGUUAGCUGCGGCUAUGAAGCGACUGGAUGAGACACGAACAGUGCGCAGGAGGCGCAGCUUCGAUGCCGGCGACGCCGCCCACGUCCCUCCCACUGCUCCCACUCCAAUUGCGGCGUCUCUUGUGCCGCCUGGAGGUGCCACUUUGGACAGCAUUCGAAGGCGUUGGGGCUCGAUGGCGGAGAAGGGGCCUGUCACCGAGGGUAACCUGAUUAGCUACUGA